Molecule: messenger RNA, 4896 nt
Organism: Phycodurus eques (leafy seadragon)
Lineage: Eukaryota; Metazoa; Chordata; Actinopteri; Syngnathiformes; Syngnathidae
Gene: tdrd6a
Product: tudor domain containing 6
Exons: 3
Coding region: 1-4896 (1631 amino acids)
Source: RefSeq, a predicted model, not a curated record
AUGGCUUCCAUCCUUGGACUUCCGGCACAAAGCUCGACUGUUACAAUCCUGAUUACCAGGGUUCACUCAUAUCCCAUUUGUGGGCUCAUAGAAUUCUGGGCCAAUUUUGCCCAGGCAAGGGCAGCGGAUUAUCAAUCCCUGGCCAAAAACAUUCAGUCUCCUGCAAACGCAUUUCCGGAGUUUGAAGGAAAUUCUGGUGACUUGUGCUUGGUUCAGAUCGAUGGUACAUGGUAUAGGUCCCGCAUAGUCACAAGAAAUGGAUCCAACUGCAAAGUCUUCCUCAUUGACGAAGGGAUCACAUGUAGCACCACCACAAAGUUAUUGGCUUUGGGUAAGAGGGAGCACUUCCACCUGUCACCUGCAGUGGAGUUGUGUGUGCUUGCCAAUGUAUUUCCACUGUCUCCUGAAAAUAGGUGGUCUCCAGUCGCACUUGAAUUCCUGCAGUCUCUUCGAGGACAGACAGUAAAGGCACAUGUGCAAGAUGUACUAGUACAUGAAAGAAAGCUUCUUCUGGACAUUCCAUGCAUAUCCAGACAAAUGUAUGAAAUGGGAUUAGCGAAGAAACUGGAACCAAGCGUGUUCCUGGACUUUGUUCUCAAGUCACUAAAGCCUAAAAGUGAAGCUGAAAAGUUUUAUCAAACCUCCAUGGGCGAAGUCAAGCAAUUGCACAAGGAGGAGUUGUACAUGUAUCCAGAGGUGUCAGCAGGAGCUGUAGAGACUGUUUUCGUGACAGAAGUGACCAAUCCACAGCGGGUUUUCUGCCAGUUGAAGGUUUUUUCUCAAGAGUUAAAUAAACUCUCAGAGCAAAUCACACAGCGCUGUAGGGGCACAAAGGUCAAUUGCAUUGUAGAUCCUGAAAUGAUAGGAUAUCCUUGUGCUGCAAGGGGAAAUGAUGGCAAUUGGUACCGCUGUGUUCUACAACAAGUAUUUCCAGUAAACCAGAUGGUGGAAGUACUCAAUGUUGACUAUGGUACAAAACAAUUGGUUCAAAUAGCAAAUGUAAGACCACUGGCUCCAGAGUUCUUCAGAAUGCCUGUUGUGACCUAUGUAUGUUCACUCCAUGGAAUUAUUGACAAAGGGAUUGGAUGGACAAGCACUCAGAUUACAUAUCUCAAAUCCCUACUCUUGCACAAGACUCUCAUUGCCAAAUUCCAGUACCAAAGUAUCUCAGAGGGUGUUUACUAUGUUACACUCUAUGGUGAUGAAAAUAAAAACCUCAACAACAUGUUUUGUUCCAAGGAGAACGCUCUGCAGGAGAGUGAAAAAACACUUGGUGAUUAUGCUAUUGGAAACGGGGAAUACAGCAGCCAGGAUCACUCACCAGGACAAAGGGAUACCAGUAAGAUGCUGUGUUCUUCUGGCCUUGCUGAAAGGAAUGAGAUUGAAAAAACAUCCCAAAUCUUCACACAAUAUUCAGAAGCUGGACUCUUGGGUGUUUGCGGAAACACUGAGGUUUUUUUUCCGACCCAGAAUGUUGACCCCUCAAGCAAAGAGUUACAAAUUGGAAAGUUCAAGGAACAUAUGUUUCCUAUUGGUACUGUCCUUGAUGUCAGCGUGUCUUAUAUUGAGAGCCCAAAUGAUUUUUGGUGCCAACUCGCCCGGAACUCUUGGCAGCUGAAAUUGCUAAUGCAUAGCAUACAAGCACACUAUGCAGGCAGCAUUUAUGAGCCUCUUACAGAAGCAGUUUGUGUUGUUCACCACCCUGACAAUGGAAUCUGGUACCGAGCCCGUGUAAUUCACAAACACGAAACAACUCAUGUGACUGUUCUUUUUGUGGACUACGGCCAAACAAAGACAGUCCCUCUCCACGAACUGAGGACGAUCAAUCCUGAAUUUCUUAAUCUGCACAGUCAAGCAUUUCGAUGCAGUCUAUUUAACCCUCCCAAAUUCAUGUCAGUUGUAAAUGAUUGGAAUGAUGAGGCAAAGGAAAAGUUUUACAAAUUUGUGGAAAUUGCUGCCUCCAACUCCGUGACAUUAAAGUGCACCAUAUAUGCAGUCAUGUACAAUGAAAAGAAAAUAGCAUUGAACAUUGUGGACCUAGAAACCCCCUUUGAGAGCAUCUCUGAAAGUAUGGCCACUCUUGCCCAUAGUGCGCCUGGCAGGACAGUCCCCAGACCAUCUUUCCGCCUGGACACACAUUACUACUCAACACACAAUAUCAAAACUGGAAUUGAAGAACAAGUUACAGUCACAUGUGUAAACAGUGUCAGUCAGUUCUACUGCCAACUUGAAAGGAAUGCUGAUGUUCUAAAGGAUCUUAAUGUGAAGGUCAACAAUCUCUGCCAUCAGCUUGGCAUUGUGAAGCCCCCAACAGUAUUUGGGAAAUUGUGCUUUGCAAAGUACACUGAUGGGCUGUGGUACAGGGCACAGAUCAAGGCCACUAAGCCAUCAAUCCUGGUUCACUUUGUUGAUUAUGGCGAUACAGCUAAAGUGGACAAAUCAGACUUGCUUCCAGUGCCCAAAGAGGCCAAUGACAUAAUGUCUAUACCUGUACAAGCAGUAGUGUGCGGUCUCUCUGAUGUCCCAACAGAUGUUCACAGUGAGGUGAAUAACUGGUUUAAAACAUCUGUGACAGAAUGUAAAUUCCAAGUUCUAGUCGUAGCCAAAGAACCCAGUGGGAAUCUACUGGUUGAACUUUAUCACAAAAACACUCAAAUCAAUUCAAAGAUGAAGAAAAUCUUUCAGCUAGAGGUGAAGACUGAAGGUCAAGUUCUCUGCCAGCGUCAGAAAGCUCUUGAGACUCCUUAUGCAAAUAAGGAAAAAGAAGCAAUACCUGUUUCUCCUCAAGUCAUCCCCAAAAACAAUGUACCUGUCUCAAAACCAGCACAUAAAGUAAGACAAGCGACACAAUCUUCAAGACAGAAUUUGAACAAUGAUCAGAGGGUUAAAACCUCACAAGAACUGUACCAAACACCACACCAAAGGCAACAUCAGAGCAAGCAAAAUAGUAAUAAUGAAAGAAAAGAAAAUCUCACAGUCAUAAACGACUCAAAGUUGGAUUGUAAAUCACCUGUUAAAGAGUCUGGCAAUGUGCUCCACCAAGCCAAAUAUUCAAAACUCCCUAAACUUGAAGACUUGCCCAAAGAUUUGAUCACAUUGGGUAUGGAGGCAGAUGUUUAUGUUUCACAUUACAACAGCCCGUCAAGCUUCUAUGUGCAGCUUGUCAGAGAAGAGGAUGAAAUAUUCUCCCUAGUUCACAAGCUUAAUGACCCACUAUCCACCCCCAAAAUCAGCAUUACUGAAGUAGAUGUAGGUGACCUCGUUGAAGCUGAGUUUGCUGAUGAUUCCUCAUGGUACCGGGCAUGUGUAAAACAAGUGCUGUCCAGCUCUAUGGCUGUUGUUGAGUUUGUUGAUUUUGGCAACAUAGUUCAGUUACCAUUUUCCAAACUAGCCAAACUCAAUCAGGCUUUUGAGCAGUUGCCAAGGUACAGCACACACUGCAUGUUAAGUGAAGCUGAAUCUCUUGAGGUGCUUGAUGCAGAAGUGGUGUCCACUCUGAAAAGAGAUAUUGGCUCAAAUGCAGAGAAAAUGCUGAAAUGUCAAUUUGUGCAGCAGUCUGAGGUAGUGUGGCAAGUCACUCUUGAGGAUAAUGGUGUGCAGGUCACAUGUAAAGCACCAGCAAAAUGUCCUAAAAUCCCAUCUGACACUGAACCGAAAGUGGAAGCGAGUGUGCAGAACUCAGAAACAUCACUGGAUUUCUGUUCUCCCUGUUAUCACCAUAUAGAAUUUAUAGAGGGACAACAGCUAGAUGUUUACAUCUCAGCUAUAUAUGACGCACAUAAAUUUUGGUGUCAGCCUGCUGACUCCAAUGCACUUGAUAAGAUAUCUAAAAAUCUCUCGGAAAUCGGAAAUGCAACUUAUAGUACACACGUCAGCAUGAGCGCGCUCUUACCUGGUAGUCCAUGCGUUGCAUUUUUUGCAGAGGAUCAGCUUUGGUGCCGUGCUGAAAUAUUGAAUAAAGAUGGAGAUAAGCUGUCAGUUCUCUUUGUAGACUAUGGCAACACAGCUGAUGUUACCAUUACAAAUGUGAGGGAAAUACCCAGUGACCUGUUAGAAACUCCAACACAGGCAUUUUUGUGUAAGCUUGAAGGUUUUGAUGAGUCGCAUGGCUCUUGGUGUGACAGUGCUUUCGAUGAAUUAGCUUCAAUUGCAGAAGACAAAUUAUUGCAGCUAACUGUCACCAAGCUAUCCAGAGAAGAUGGAAAGAACAUGCACCUUGUGCAACUUGAAUGUGAAGGCCAGAAGUUAAAUGAGACUAUGAAAAGGUGGUGGAUGACUUCCACACUCGAAAACAAACCGGACGUCCCACAGUGCUUACUGGAUGAAAAACUAGGCCCAAUUGAUGCAACUGCGAAAGAGACAGAAAACGAAACCUCUGAGAAUGAAGACACAAGACUUGCUAUUCCUGGUGCUCACACUGGUAAAUGUCCUAAUGAUGCUGACUUGUACUCUGUGGUAACAAGUUCUCCAAAGAACUUUCAGAGCCCUGUGGAUUAUCUUCACACUUCAAUUCUUUCCAGCAAGUCCCCACAAGAAGACAAGUGUUUAUCUGAAAGCUGGAGCAAAAGUGAAACAAGUGAAGGGGUAAACACAGUCCCCAGUGUUUUGAUUCAUGAUAUGGAAUCCAAUGUUUCACAUAUUGAUAGUGGAACAGAAGAAAAUGUGUACCCCUGGCAAAAUAUGGACACAAACGUGGCAGAGAGUGACAAAAACUUUGAGGAAGCUGCCUCUGUGCUGGACACAACUUUGUCAGAUGAGAUAAAAUCUCCACCAGACAAGAACCUUCAGGAGGCCGCAGAUGACUGUGGGAUUCCAUUGUCCCCAUUUGAAGUGGUGGAUAUCCAGAACAUGAGAGGCUGCUAUAAAGUUGGGACCUAUUCUGCUGGUCGCCCGUGA